CAAUGCCAUCUAUUGGUAGCAUUGAAAUGAAUAAAACAUAAUAAACACGUUAUGAAUGAAUUGAGUGAUCAGUGAUUACAGAGUUUAGACAUUUAAUGAUUGUUUACAACACUUGUUAUGAUUAAGUGAUUAUCAGAUAUGAAUCAAUCGACUCCUGCAGUGUCUGCUAUAAUCAAGAGAAAGGAUUUCCAAGAAGAAGAGGUGAAUGAAGUGGAACCCAAAAAGAAAACACGAGACGAAUGGCGAAAAGCAAAGGAAUUGGAAGAAGCGAGGAAAGCGGGAACAGCUCCGGCACUCGUAGAUGAAGAGGGAAAAGAUAUCAACCCUCAUAUACCACAAUACAUAUCAUCGACGCCGUGGUAUUUUGAAGCCGAUGGACCCACUCUUAAGCAUCAACGACAACCAGAAGAAAAAGUGAAAGAAAUCGCACAAAUAUCAGAUCAUUUUAUAAGAGGACAAAAGGGUGCGACCGCUACCCGUUACCGACGGGGCGCGUGUGAGAACUGUGGGGCCGUUACACACAAAAAGAAAGAUUGCUUAGAAAGACCCCGAAAAAUAGGCGCCAAAUAUUCGGGUGAAGAUUUUGCUGCCGACGAACACAUUUUACCAAAUCUUAGUUUGGGUUUUGACGGCAAAAGAGAUCGUUGGAAUGGCUUUGAACCCGAAAUGUAUAAAUCGGUUAUUGAAGAACACCAGAAGGUUGAAGAAGCAAAAAGAGUUAUAAAGGAAGAGAAACUAAAACAAGAUUUAUUAAAUGAAGAAACAGCUAAAGAAGGGGUAGAAUCGGAUUCAGAUGAAGAUGAAGAUGAAAAAUAUGCCGAUCAUAUAGAUAUGCCGGGAACUAAAGUCGACUCAAAACAGCGCAUAACUGUUAGAAAUUUACGUAUCAGAGAAGAUACGGCUAAAUAUCUUCGCAAUUUAGACCUGGACUCUGCGUAUUACGACCCGAAAACACGGGCUAUGAGAGAGAAUCCAUACAAAACUACUGGUAAAAGUGCCGAUGAAUUGCAAUACGCCGGCGACAACUUUGUUCGGUUUACAGGAGACACAACUGAGGUCUCGAAGACUCAGUUGUUUGCGUGGCAGGCAGUGGACAGGGGUCUCGACAUUCAUCUUCAAGCAGAACCUACUAAAACGGAAUUAGUAAAGAAACAAAUCGAUAGCAAAAAAGAGAACGUUAAGGAACAGUUCAGACAAAGUAUUAUUGAUAAAUAUGGCGGUAAAGAACAUCUACAGACUCUGGAACCACAACUUAUGUUCGGACAAACAGACAUUUAUAUGGAGUAUUCACGUCAGGGACAGGUAAUCAAAGGCUGUAUCAAAGCUAAAGUGAGCUCUAUUUAUGAAGAAGAUGUCUUUACCAAUAAUCAUACCACUGUUUGGGGCUCCUAUUGGCACCAAAACCAAUGGGGAUACAAAUGCUGUCAUUCCUUCAUUAAGAACUCUUAUUGUACCGGAAAUAACAAUAAGAUUAAACAUUUUCUUUAAUUUUUCAAAAUAAAAACAAAUCAACA
Oppia nitens is the source of this 1514-nucleotide messenger RNA. RefSeq names its product pre-mRNA-splicing factor SLU7-like (gene Slu7). The transcript is spliced from 2 exons. The record is from RefSeq and is a predicted model, not a curated record. Gene Ontology annotation, cellular component: spliceosomal complex. Gene Ontology annotation, biological process: mRNA splicing, via spliceosome. The coding region runs from base 139 to 1488 and encodes 449 amino acids. NCBI's taxonomy places the organism in Eukaryota, Metazoa, Arthropoda, Arachnida, Sarcoptiformes, Oppiidae. Gene Ontology annotation, molecular function: pre-mRNA 3'-splice site binding.